GUGAUACUGGCCAGGGAGCAAGAGCAUGGAUAAAACAAAUCUUGAAUCAAGACAUGGCUUUCCAACAUAUAAAAGUAAUUUACCCAACAGCUCCUGCCAGGCCAUAUACACCUAUGAAAGGAGCCUUCUCUAAUGUCUGGUUUGACAGGUACAAGAUUUCCAGUGACUGUCCAGAACACAUUGAAAGUAUUGAUUCUAUGUGCCGGGGACUUACAGACUUGAUCAACGAUGAGAUUAAAAAUGGCAUUGCGAAGAAUAGGAUACUGAUAGGAGGCUUUUCCAUGGGAGGUGGAAUGGCAAUGCAUUUAGCAUAUAGGUUUCAUCAAGAUCUGGCAGGAGUCUUCGCUUUGUCUAGUUUUCUCAAUAAAGACUCUGCAGUUUACCAGGCUUUGGAAAGAAAUGCAGGUGUUCUUCCAGAGUUAUUUCAGUGUCAUGGAACUGCUGAUGACCUUGUUCUCUACUCAUGGGGGGAAGAGACCAACAAGAUGUUAAAGUCACUGGGAGUAUCAACGUCACUUCAUACUUUUCCAAACCUUAAUCAUGAGUUAAGCAGAACUGAAAUCGAAAAGCUAAAAACCUGGAUUGUAAAGAAAUUACCUGUUGAAGCCGCAAACACAAAUGAAUAAAUAAGAUGCAGCUUUCAUAUAC
Molecule: messenger RNA, 648 nt
Organism: Nestor notabilis (Kea)
Lineage: Eukaryota; Metazoa; Chordata; Aves; Psittaciformes; Psittacidae
Gene: LYPLAL1
Product: lysophospholipase-like 1
Exons: 4
Biological process (GO): protein depalmitoylation
Cellular component (GO): cytoplasm
Molecular function (GO): palmitoyl-(protein) hydrolase activity; carboxylic ester hydrolase activity
Source: RefSeq, a predicted model, not a curated record